AUGGCAGCCUCACANAAAGUCCUUAUCAUCCUCUCGGAUGCCGACCAUUUCGACAUGAAGAAAACUUCCGGCCCUGAUGCUGGCAAGGUAGUCUCACAACCCUCUGGUUUCUUCCUCAUGGAGCUCGCAAAACCUCUGUCCAAGCUGCUUGAAGUAGGCUACGAAGUCACCUUCGCCACCCCCGAAGGCAAAGAGCCAGUUCCCGACCCCAACAGCGAGUCUCUCCUCGCCUUUGCUGGAAACUUCUACGAGCGCCGCCGCGAGAACGAGUUGCUCGAGCGUAUGAAGAAGGAGAAUGGUUUCUCCUCGCCCAGAAAGUUCAGAGAUAUCAGCAAUGAUGAGCUUGAGGCUUUCCACGGAGUGCUUAUUCCUGGUGGCCAUGCACCUUUGACGGAUCUUGGUGAUAACAAGGAGUUGGGUCGCAUUCUUGAGCAUUUCCAUGGCAAGCAGAAGCCUACUGCCACUAUCUGCCAUGGACCUUAUGCUUUCCUCUCGACCAAGGCUUCAAGUGGCAAGUUCUUGUACGCUGGCUACAAGAUCACCAGCUGGUCUGACAUGGAAGAGUCUAUGAUGGAGACGAUGCUGGGUGCAGAGAUCCCCAAGGUGGAAAGUGCGCUGCGUGCGGAGGGUGCUGAAAUGGUCGAGGGUGUUGCUCAGAAGGUCGGCUAUAUCACUGUCGACCGCGAGGUUGUUAGCGGUGCAAACCCUAUGGCCGCCAAUGCCAUGGCAGACAAGUUCAUUGAGAUGAUGAAGGCCUAA
Molecule: messenger RNA, 759 nt
Organism: Aureobasidium vineae
Lineage: Eukaryota; Fungi; Ascomycota; Dothideomycetes; Dothideales; Saccotheciaceae
Source: the annotation of a GenBank genome assembly